Verticillium nonalfalfae is the source of this 540-nucleotide messenger RNA. RefSeq names its product Phosphatidylglycerol/phosphatidylinositol transfer protein (gene NPC2). NCBI's taxonomy places the organism in Eukaryota, Fungi, Ascomycota, Sordariomycetes, Glomerellales, Plectosphaerellaceae. Gene Ontology annotation, molecular function: sterol binding. The transcript has 3 exons. Bases 1 to 540 code for a protein of 179 amino acids. The record is from RefSeq and is a predicted model, not a curated record. Gene Ontology annotation, biological process: intracellular sterol transport.
AUGCGUUUCACUUCCGCUAUACUCGCUGUCCUCUCUGUUGGUCUUGUCCCGGCAUCGGCCAGGUCCGUCCUCGUUGAGCGGGACCAGAGCAUCAUUACUGGCGAUGAUCGGAAGAUUCCUGGCGACUCACCACUCGAGCUGUGCGAUAAGGACCACGGGAAGGAUAUCGUUCACAUCAAGAAGGUCGACCUCUCGCCCAACCCUCCCAAAGCUGGCGAGGACCUUGUAAUCACAGCCAGCGGAACAGUUGACGAAGAUAUUGAGGAAGGGGCCUACGUUCUGCUUCAGGUCAAGUACGGCCUCAUUCGCCUUAUCAGCACCAAGGCGGACUUCUGUGAGCAGGUUGGCGAGGUCGACCUGGAGUGCCCCAUCAAGAAGGGCGACCUGGCCCUCACAAAGACUGUCAAAUUGCCUGCUGAGAUUCCUCCUGGAAAGUACACUGUCUUCGCCGAUCUUUACACCAAGGACGACGAGCCCAUUACUUGCUUGACGGCCUCCGUUGCCUUCUCUCGUGGAAGCCUCCUUGGAUUUGAGCUGUGA